Molecule: messenger RNA, 2017 nt
Organism: Anopheles maculipalpis
Lineage: Eukaryota; Metazoa; Arthropoda; Insecta; Diptera; Culicidae
Gene: slgA
Product: proline dehydrogenase 1, mitochondrial
Exons: 11
Coding region: 14-2017 (667 amino acids)
Cellular component (GO): mitochondrion
Molecular function (GO): FAD binding; proline dehydrogenase activity
Source: RefSeq, a predicted model, not a curated record
UUCUCGGCUCGGCAUGGCCUUCCUGCGUACGGUUUCGCGCUGCAACAGCUUGGUGCCCCGCAAGGUAACCUCCCCAACUGGCAAUGGUUGUUUGUCGUACUCGAAAUCGGAGCAAUUUCUGCGACAGUAUGGUAUUCAUGCGGCCGGCAACCGUGGCCCACUGCCUAGCGCAAUACUAGCGGCACUAAACCACCGGCUGGCUGUCGAAGGACACUCGCUCGAUGGAGCACGACGCUGGCGAUCAACUACGGUGGCGGCUGCAUCGCCCGUGGCAACCGGCGCUCGCCAACGGCAGGAGCAGCAAGACGACAAUCCUUCUACACCGCAACGGGACCCACUGGACGUGAGCUUCAACGAUCCCCAUGCCGCAUUCAAGAGCAAAACUACGUUCGAGUUGAUACGGGCGUACUUUGUGUACGUGCUGUGUUCUUCCGAGUUCCUGGUGGAGAACAACAUGAAGCUGAUGAAAGUUGCGCAAACCAUACUCGGCGAAAAACUCUUUACGCUCCUUAUGAAGUAUACAUUCUAUGGCCAUUUUGUCGCUGGUGAAGAUCAGCUCAAAAUAGUCCCAACACUGGAAAGAUUGCGUUCGUUCGGAGUCAAACCAAUUCUUGACUACUCGGUAGAGGAAGAUCUAUCCCAAGAGGAGGCAGAAAAGCGUGAAGUGGAAGCUUCGGUUUCGUCCGCGGGAACCAACCUAUCGGAAGAUAGUGCUGACUCGCUGCCACAGUACAGCGUAGAUAAAACGUUUGCCGAUCGGCGAUACAAGGUGCAGAGUGCUAGGACUUACUUCUACCUUAAUGAGGCAACCUGCGAACGCAACAUGGAAACGUUCCUCGAAUGUCUUGAUGCAGUCAAAGGUGCAACAUUCGGUACAGGUAUUACUGCUAUUAAACUGACUGCCCUUGGCAGACCACAGCUGCUACUUCAAGUGUCGGAAGUAAUUAUGCAAGCCCGCCGAUACAUGAUGGAUUUGGCCGGUAGUACCGGUAACAUUUUAACGCAUCACAAAACCAUUCAAGAUCUCGAACGUUAUCUCGGCAACGUGGCCGACAAGAAGGAAGUAAAAGAGUUUCUUACCAAGGUGACAUCAGAUAAAGAUGGCAUUCUUCACCUUUUCCCGUGGACCGGUAUCAUCAACGAGGACUGUCAGCUGAGCGAAACGUUCCGCGUGCCGGAUCCGGUAACGGGGCAGAUGCGUCGCUUGAUCUCAAAGAUUCCACCCAAAGAAGAGGAAAUGUUCCGUAACAUGAUUAGACGAUUGAAUACUAUUGUUAAGACUGCUCAAGACCUUGACGUACGUAUAAUGAUUGACGCCGAGCAAACUUACUUCCAACCAGCCAUCUCCCGUAUUACACUCGAAAUGAUGCGAAAGUACAACACCGAAAAGGCCAUCGUGUUUAACACCUAUCAGUGUUAUCUGAAGGACACUUACAAAGAGGUCUGCACGGAUCUGGAGCAAGCCAAGCGUCAGAACUUCUACUUCGGUGCGAAGCUGGUACGCGGAGCGUACAUCGAGCAGGAACGGGCUCGUGCAGCCGCACUCGGUUACGAAGAUCCAACCAAUCCCUCCUUUGAAGCAACAACCGAAAUGUACCACAAAACAUUAACCGAGUGUUUGAGACGCAUUAGGAUUCUCAAGGAUGCAAACGUGGAUCCGAAAAAGAUUGCCAUUAUGGUUGCAUCGCACAACGAAGAUACGGUCCGGUUUGCAAUCAAGAAGAUGGAGGAGAUUGGUAUCCAUCCGGAGGAUAAAGUGAUUUGCUUUGGUCAAUUAUUGGGCAUGUGUGACUACAUCACGUUCCCGCUCGGUCAAGCUGGCUACUCUGCCUACAAAUACAUCCCGUACGGUCCAGUCAACGAAGUCCUGCCAUAUCUGUCGCGACGAGCGCAGGAAAACAAGGGUGUGCUGCAAAAGAUCAAGAAGGAAAAACGUCUGCUGCUGUCCGAGAUUACCAAACGGCUAGCGAAGGGACAACUGUUUUACAAACCGAAGGGCAAAUACGUUCCUAUCUAA